This is a messenger RNA of Cryptosporidium muris RN66, 2565 nucleotides long. Its product is annotated as SNF2/RAD54 helicase family protein. Lineage: Eukaryota; Apicomplexa; Conoidasida; Eucoccidiorida; Cryptosporidiidae. Gene Ontology annotation, cellular component: nucleus. The record is from RefSeq and is a predicted model, not a curated record. The transcript has a single exon. Gene Ontology annotation, molecular function: ATP-dependent chromatin remodeler activity; DNA binding; ATP binding. The coding region runs from base 1 to 2565 and encodes 854 amino acids.
AUGGUGAUAUCACUGGUGCCAUACUCUUCAGAUAGAGUAAAUGCAAACUUUAAGAGGCGUAAGAGAUUUAUUAAAGGAAAUAUGUUAGUUUAUACUAGUUCAGAUGAAGAGAACGACUUUGAAACUAGUAAUAGAGAUCCCAACACUGAAUCUCUUAUAUUUGGUAGUUCGAUUAACUUUAAACAUAAUUACUUGGAAAGUCCAACUAGAAGUGACUCUGAUUCGACACUUACUAGGAAAAUAAUAAGGAGAAGGAGACUAAAGAGUGUACGUGAUUCUCCAGAAAAAUCAAGUCUAGAUAAGGAUCUCAAACACCAGAAUGAUUCCAAUGUGACUUUAUCUACAAAGGAAUAUUUGAAUAAUCAACAAUCUUUUAUAGCUGAAAGUAAUGAACUGAUUAUUAAAGAAAGUCAAUCUAGUGAUGAAGAAGUUAUUGGUACUCAUAUUGAAGAAGAUCAAGCGUUAGAGAACUGUUUAAGUAUAGCUAAGCAAAUGAAAAGUGCAAUAAUUGACUUUUUGGGAGGUAGUGAAAAUGAUGAAUUUAAAGAAGAUAUAGAAGCCAAAAUAUCUAAUGGUAGAUGUAGCAUAACGAGGACAAAUGAAUAUAUUAAGAAAAAGGAACUAUGGACAUACAUUGCUACUGAGGAGAGUGAGCUGUUGGAAAAUUUGAAGGAAUAUCAGGUCAUUGGUAUAAUGUGGCUACUUUCUCUACAUAAGAAUAAUUAUAAUGGAAUACUAGCUGAUGAGAUGGGUUUGGGAAAAACUGCUCAGGCUUGCGUACUGCUGCAGUACUUAUUUAAGAGCAUAGGUAUGGUUAAACCAGUUAUAAUAUGCUGUCCGGCUUCAUUAUUGGACAAUUGGGCUAGAGAAUUAAAAACAUGGUCUCCAAAAUUACGAUUUGAGAAGUAUCAUGGAUCUCAAAAAGAAAGAAAAUAUUUAGCUAACAGACUAUUAGAAUUAUAUGAUGAGCACAACGUCAAUGUGAUUAUCACAACUUUUCAGGUGCUUACAAACAAGACAGAUGUGAGCUUAUUUUUUAAACAUUGUGAGUUCUCAUAUCUAAUAGUAGAUGAAGCUCAUAACAUUAAAAAUCCAUCUUCUCAACGUUAUAAAUUUAUGAAUACAAAGAUAAGAGCAGAUAGAAGACUUUUACUCACAGGUACACCUAUUUCAAAUUCAGUCUCUGAGUUAGAAAAUCUCCUGGCAUUUUUAAUGCCAAAAUUUUUUAGUCAAGACAUCCUUAGCGAUGCAAUUAAGUCAUACAAAAGGAGAUUAUUAAGAUAUAAGGAAUAUCAAGAUACUUCUAAAGUUCCCAAUUUAAUUAGUGAAUCUUUGGAUACUCCUGUAGGUAUAACGAAUUCUUCUGAAAUUCUCUUUUUGCAGGAAAUUAUUUCACCAUUUGUACUAAGACGAACAAAGCAGGAUGUACUUUCACUUUUGCCUAAGAAAACAGUCUACAUUGAGUUUUGUGAUUUGACAGAGAAACAGCUACAGCAAUAUCAAUCUCAAUUUGCUAAUGCUUCUAUAAAUGUCAAUAAUGAACAGAUUAAAGACACAAAUCAACUAGAAUUUUUGAAAUAUUUGUCUUUAGAGAUUGAAAAGAAAGUCACGAAGAAUGUCUAUACAAUGGGUAAUAAUCAUGAAGAUAUAGAUUUGAACGAUUAUAAUAAAACUAAAAACUCUUUACUAGAUCAAAUACAUGUGGGGAGAUGUCAUCCAAAGAUAGAAAGUAGUAGUUCAAAAGAACUAAAUAUUGAUGGAAACUUACUUCUUGCUUCAUCUUCAUAUGAUCCUAAGUAUGUUAACUCAAUAAUAUUCAGACUUAGGAGGAUAUGUAACCAUCCACUUCUACAUCAAGGUCAUUUUAAGAAGGAAGAAAUUGAUGACUUAAUUUCAUAUUUGAACGAAAAUAUUCAAGGUUAUAAGGAGUAUCCCCGAAGUAGGGUUGAGCAACAUAUAAAACAACUCUGUGACUAUGAAAUACAUCAAUUAGCACUUGAGAAUUCACAAAACAGCAACACGAAUUUUUUUGAUAAAUACUUAAUUAAAGAUGAAUUGGUGCUAGGUGAUAGCUGUAAACUUAUAAAGAUGCAUCAAAUUAUUGAAAAGAAAGUGAUCAGAAGGGAGAAAUGUCUUGUAUUUUGUCAUCAUACAAUGCUUCUGGAUAUAGUUGAGGAAUAUAUAAAAUUGAAAUUUGGAGAUAAGACAGAUUUUUAUAUUCGACUUGAUGGUACUACACCUAUAGAUACAAGACAAAAACUUGUUGAACAGUUUCAGACAUCUUCAUCUACCCUCAUAUUCCUUUUGUCUACUAAGGCAGCUGGUCAGGGACUAAAUUUGACUGCUGCUUCUACAGUAAUAAUGAUGGACAUUGACUAUAAUCCUCAAAUUGAAAGACAAGCUGAAGAUCGUGUUCAUCGUUUGGGACAAAGUAAGGAUGUCUCUAUCUUUAAACUUAUUUGUAGGAAUUCGAUAGAAGAGGAUAUACUUAAAUGUUGCGAAUCCAAACUUUCUUUAGACGCAGCAUUUGGGGGGAGUGAAACUAUAUACCUAAAGGAUAAAUAG